UCGAACCUGUGUUGUAGACCCAAUGUACAAUAUAUUAAACGGAAAGUCUAAAAAGUGAAAAAGAAUCAAAAUACACACACAAAGUCUUAGAACUCAACUUUAUUAAGCACGAGCGCUGGACGGUAUAGUAUGACUUCAAACCGAUUCUUUGCACUAAGUAAAUAUAAUCGACGGUGAAUGUCCGUAAAUUCUGACCAAUACAUGUACAUACUUUUUUGGAUAUUUGUAGAAAUCUAUGGAGUUGCGGGAAUGUUUAAGAAAUGGUAGUUUAACGCUUAGAGACCUCGACAAUAGGGAGAAACGAGGAUCCUCAAAAGGGAGAAGAAGACGAGGAAAAGCGAAGACUGAAAAAGAGGCUGCAGUCGGUGAUGCUCAAACCUUGGUAAAACCCCGAAGAAAUUCGAAGGUGCUAAAUAAUAUAGACAUCGGGCUGAACUCUGGUGAUAAAGACUCAGAAAUGAUUGUACGUGGUAUUAUUGAUGAUGUAUUUGACGGUGCGUACAACCAAUGUGCCGUAAUUGAAUACAGCAUUGCCAGAGAAAAGGCAAAUGAAUUGGCCGACGUCCUCAAAACCGAAAGAGCCCGUAUCACACACAGAGAGAACACUGAGCAGAGAGAGAGGACAUUAGAGUUGUUGUACAAAGCCGCAGAGGAAAAUGUAGAUGACGUGAUACUGCGUGCAACAAUGUCCAGUAACCAAAGCAUGCACAGCGUGUCUGGGACAGACCAGAUCCUCGGAGAAAUAAUGGUACAAGUACGUAUUUAACAUUAAAGUCUCCUUAAUCCUUUUGAUUCGUUUCUUGGGAAAAGCAGAGAAAACACCAUGGGGUAUUUCUUUCUAUUGCAAAAGAAUGCUUUCUCAAACAUGAUUUUUCUCAUACAUACUAGGAUGAAGAUAGUUAUUUGCCUAAGAGAAGCUGGAAGUGGUUACUAUGUGGUUCCUGUGUGUCAAGGCCAUAUCAGCAAAAGAAAGAGAAAUCAGGAUUUCUUGCACGGCUUCAACGCUUGUUCAGACGUCAAUAAAUGUAUUGCUA
Ostrea edulis (European flat oyster) is the source of this 1034-nucleotide messenger RNA. RefSeq lists its product as uncharacterized. The transcript is spliced from 7 exons. The record is from RefSeq and is a predicted model, not a curated record. Lineage: Eukaryota; Metazoa; Mollusca; Bivalvia; Ostreida; Ostreidae. Bases 236 to 766 code for a protein of 176 amino acids.